Peniophora sp. CBMAI 1063 is the source of this 1605-nucleotide messenger RNA. Lineage: Eukaryota; Fungi; Basidiomycota; Agaricomycetes; Russulales; Peniophoraceae. The record is from the annotation of a GenBank genome assembly.
AUGAGCAACCCUCUCGUACGUAGCAAACUCAAGUUCUACUUGGAAGAGAUCGCGCAAGACGCUCCGUAUGAGGAUGUGUCGCAGGGACGGCAGUGGCGGGAGCUCUGCGACACCGAUCUGAGUGGCCCGAUGGCCCGUUCUGAGCCCGAGGGCGGCAAUGCGCAAGAUUUCUUUGUAUAUAAACCCGCUCUUGUCGCAUCUGACGAGGAUGGCGGAUAUUUACCUGUCAUGGUAACGCGCUGGGUCCUUUGUGGGGGGAAAUUGUGGGCAAAGACUCACAAGCUGCUCCCAAACUAUGAGCAGAAUGGCUUUUACGUCGACUGCUCAGAGUGCACGGCACUUCAGCUUAACACGUUUGUCGAAUCGUUCCCCAGCUUCGACUUACGCCAUUCACUCGACUACAACUUGCCAUCUCCGAGGAACAUCAUUGGUGUCGUGCGUGGCGACGAAUACGUCAGUGAUUGGUCAGAGCCCGUGCGUGACCCAUGGCGCGCGAAGGCCACCGGGAGGCGUGUAUAUUCCAUGCCGCUCUGGUUUUACUGCGACGAUACGUCCGGUAACGUCUCCAAGCACUGGAACAAAUACAACUUGUUCCUCUUCACACUGGCCGGGCUUCCCGCGAAGUACGCGCAACUGAUGUACAACAUUCAUUUCGUUGCAACAUUGAAUAACGCGCCUCUGCUGGAGAUGCUCGAAGAGAUCGUGAGGGCUAUGAGGGAGCUGCGCAAAGAAGGGUGGGAGGCUUGGGACUGCGUUCCUCAGGAGUUUGUUCUUAUUGUACCCUGGAUACUUGCCCUACUUGGCAAUAACCCGAUGCAGAGCAAGCUAUCGUCGCAUAUCGGGUUAUCAGGCCGGUUCUGCUGCCGUGUAUGCAAUGUGGACAAGAAUGGUGGCCGCACUGAAGAAGAACAUGUCAGCAACUUCAUACAGUGUCAGGAGCCCCGCACUCUCGACGGUACACUGAGAGCACUCGAGGAGCAGCUCGGUCACGCACUUUGCGCCGCGCCCAGCACGGCCGAGUCCGCGCAGACAAAUUCGGGCGUGAAAGACAAAUAUUUUGAUUACUUUCUUACCCAUCUGUCUGAGACCUGUGCCAACAUCAAGAAGAAGUAUGGCAUGGGCAAUAAUGGCAAAGACAAGGCGAAAGAGAUACUGGCUGAGCUACGUAAGACCAUGCCAGAUGACCUCUUCAAUCCUGGACUGGUUCGUCUUGAUCCCAACGCCAGCACACCAGUCAAAGUACUCUAUACAGUCCUGCUGGGCUUUGUGAAGUACUUUUGGUGCGACACGGUCUCGCGGCAAUCGGCGGAAGGGAAGGAGGAGCUGAAACAACGCUUAACGAGCUUGGACGUGACCAAUCUUGGUCUCUCCGCACUUUGCGGAAGCACUCUUAUCCAGUUCGCCGGCUCUUUGACGGGCGGUAAUUUCCGCGCUAUCGUACAGAUUGCUCCUGCCGUUUUGCACAGUCUGGUGCCCGAUGAGAUAUUCGCCGCCUGGGUCUCCCUCAGUGACUUGUGCACUCUCGUCUUUCGGCCCGCCAUCAACGGCAACCUCGAUGUAUACCUGGUCUGUCACCCCACAUACGAUCUUUCAUGCGAAGACUGA